Messenger RNA from Pecten maximus, 2380 nucleotides. RefSeq lists its product as uncharacterized. Bases 192 to 1748 code for a protein of 518 amino acids. NCBI's taxonomy places the organism in Eukaryota, Metazoa, Mollusca, Bivalvia, Pectinida, Pectinidae. The transcript has 2 exons. The record is from RefSeq and is a predicted model, not a curated record.
ACCAUGAACUAGAUUUAUUCUCUGUUAUCAUCUGGUCCUGAUAGUACAAAUAUUGGCUAUGUAUUAUUAGCUCCUGACGAGUACAACCAAACAACACAGUAACAACCAUUCCGAUAAGGCUUUCUGAUUAGAACGAUACACAACCAUUUUCAGGAGACAGCCAGGAUACUGGUGGCAGCCCUGCUGUCAGCAUGAAGACAGAGGAUAUUGAAUUAGGAAAUACCAAGCCAGGUCAUCAGGGGAAUGUAUCCUCACCCAGUCAACAUGGUAACAAAACAGGUAGUACUACAGCAACAUCACUUGGUAACAAGGCCAACAAAUCAUCUCUGUCAAACAGGUCAAAUAGGGACAACAAAGACACAGAGUCAAAGAUCUCUGGAGAUGGAAAGGCAGAACAUGACCCCGAUAUCAUUGAGGAAAUCACAAAAUUGGGGCACUGUGCCAAACUUAGACACAAUUUCUGCUUCAAAACUUUUGUAUUUUUUGUGGUUAUGGUCCUGAAUGCAGUGGACAUGAUAGCUGAUUGGUUACUGUUUCGAGACGUCUUUGAGACGGAGGAAGGCCUUGUGUACGGGCCUCCAGACAAAGCUAUUACCUACUCAUUACUGGCAUUCUCCAUUAUUGGAACACUGACAUUUCUAUUUGAGGUAGUAAAUCUAUGGUGGGAGAUAUAUCGGGAGAAUCCGUGGAUUAAUGCUGAUCUCGCUUCGGCAGUGACAAUCUGGAUUGAAGAUGUACCACAGAUUAUCAUCAACCUUUUCAUUGCACUGUGUCGUGAUGAGGCCAUCAGUUACUUCCAGUUGGUGAAAGCUUCUGUUAUCAUUGCCAGCAUCAUCAUCAGAAUCAUUGUAAGUCUUAUACAUUACUGCAAUAAGAAGAACCUAGCCGAACUGAAAGACCACACAAAAACAUCAUGUCGUCAUGUGACCUAUCGCUUCCUCAUUAUGAUUGGACUGAUAGGUGUCUUCUCCUGUUCCAUAGCCAUUUUCUUUCUUACACAGUUUGAGAGAACUGAAGAGGGGAAAAUAAAAUUCAAUCUGCCUAAGACUGCGUUUGAAGGACUGUAUGAUGAGGAACGCUACUUCGAGAAUGUCAGCAUGUACUUACAUCAUCCCCUUAUCGACUUUGACAAUGGCAGCCUUGACAACAAUGAUGUAAACUGGAUACGACUCAUCAGUCUGUAUGAUGUGAGGGAGAAAAAUACAGAGGUGUUCAAACUUGAAUAUGACCAGACCAAAACCAAAAUAGUGAUAUGGCAGACUAACUCCUCGGGUACGUUAGUUAUCAGUGACUGCUACACACUGGAUCGAACAGCCAAGAGAGUAACUCGGGCCUCUUCUUGUGCUUCACAUAUCAAUGGGCAAAAAUCUGCUUUCAUUUUUAAAUUUGAAUUUCUCCAGAAGAAAAUACCUAAUUUGAUAUUUGGAGAUGUAAGAUUCAAUUUAGUUGUGAAAGAGAAUGGAAGAUGUCAUCCGCCAUCCACAUCCUUGGUGACCAAACUACGUGACCGUAGAGACAAAUCCACCAACCAAAUACACCCAGUCAUCCAUUAUUACCGCACGAACAACGUUAACGAGGACCAUCAUUUACUGUGGACCAGCGGGGCUAAUGGGGCCAGGUUUUACAGGAACCAGGCAGACUUGAUAGACAUCGCUACAGUGUGGAGGACAGGGUUUGCCUACUGUGAUAGUACAGGCAGUCUGGCCCCGCACAUGUACACAGGGAUGAGUGUUGACUGUAAUAUUUAACAUAACAGUACUCUCUGGCCCUGCAUAUGCACACAGGGAUAAGUGUUGACUGUAAUAUUUAGGAUAACAGAACUCUCUGGCCCUGCACAUGUACACAGGGAUAAGUGUUGACUAUAAUAUUUAGGAUAAUAGUACUCUCUGGCCCUGCACAUGUACACAGGGAUAAGUGUUGACUAUAAUAUUUAGGAUAAUAGUACUCUCUGGCCCUGCACAUGUACACAGGGAUAAGUGUUGACUGUAAUAUUUAAGAUAAUAGUACUCUCUGGCCCUGCACAUGUACACAGGAAUAAGUGUUGACUGUAAUAUUUAGGAUAAUAGUACUCUCUGGCCCUGCACAUGCACACAGGGAUAAGUGUUGACUGUAAUAUUUAGGAUAACAGAACUCUCUGGCCCUGCACAUGUACACAGGAAUAAGUGUUGACUGUAAUAUUUAAGAUAAUAGUACUCUCUGGCCCUGCACAUGUACACAGGGAUAAAUGAUGACUGUGAUGUUUAAGAUAACAGAACUAUCUGGCUGUGCACAUGUACAUUGGGAUAAUUGUUGACUGUAAUGUGCAAUAGUACUCUCUGGCCCUGGCUGUACACAGAAGACGACUUGGGUUUUUUGCAUAAAAAGUUUUCCUGAUACUUCA